This is a messenger RNA of Corythoichthys intestinalis (scribbled pipefish), 1999 nucleotides long. RefSeq names its product mitochondrial uncoupling protein 2-like. Gene Ontology annotation, molecular function: oxidative phosphorylation uncoupler activity. The coding region runs from base 171 to 1103 and encodes 310 amino acids. The transcript is spliced from 7 exons. The record is from RefSeq and is a predicted model, not a curated record. Gene Ontology annotation, biological process: response to cold; adaptive thermogenesis; mitochondrial transmembrane transport. Lineage: Eukaryota; Metazoa; Chordata; Actinopteri; Syngnathiformes; Syngnathidae.
CGCCUCUCGCUUCAUGUACCGUAAAGCGUCGCUGAGGGGGAGGACGCAGGGAUUGGGGGGGUGCAUAAAUAACGGAGACAAAGCACAUCCUACCCACUAUUUAUGGAUUACAAUCUGCUAAUCCUGUCCGGCGAGAUUUGAGAAUCUACAUUUUACGAUUGCAGGGCGAAAUGGUAGGCCUGAAACCCUCAGACGUGCCCCCUCCCCUCGGGGUCAAGAUGGCCAGCGCGGGGGCGGCGGCUUGCAUCGCCGACAUCGUCACCUUCCCUCUGGACACUGCUAAAGUCCGACUUCAGAUCCAAGGUGAGAAGAAGGUGGCGGCGGCGGAAGCCAAGGCCAUUCGCUACAGAGGCGUGUUCGGGACCAUCAGUACCAUGAUACGCACCGAGGGCCCGCGCUCGCUCUACAACGGGCUGGUGGCGGGACUGCAGAGACAGGUGUGCUUUGCCUCGGUCCGAAUCGGCCUCUACGACAACGUCAGGGAUUUCUACACCGGAGGAGCGGAAAACGCGGGAGUGUUGAUGCGCAUCCUGGCCGGCUGCACGACGGGCGCCAUGGCGGUGUCUUUCGCGCAACCCACCGACGUAGUGAAGGUUCGAUUCCAGGCUCAGAUGAACCUAGACGGCGUGGCGCGGCGCUACAGCGGAACCAUGCAAGCCUACAGACACAUCUUUCGCAACGAAGGACUGCGAGGACUCUGGAAAGGAACGUUGCCUAACAUCACGAGGAACGCGUUGGUCAACUGCACUGAGCUAGUGACGUACGACCUCAUCAAAGAAGCCAUCCUGCGACACAAGCUCAUGUCAGACAACCUGCCGUGUCACUUUGUGUCGGCCUUCGGCGCCGGCUUCGUCACUACGGUGAUCGCCUCUCCGGUGGACGUGGUGAAGACCAGGUACAUGAACUCGCCGCCGGGUCAGUACCGCAGCGCUAUCAACUGCGCGUGGACCAUGUUGACCAAAGAGGGGCCCACAGCUUUCUACAAGGGCUUUGUGCCGUCCUUCCUGAGACUCGGCUCGUGGAACGUCGUCAUGUUCGUCUCCUUCGAACAAAUCAAGCGCGCCAUGAUGGUGACCAAGAAGCGCUUUGAGACGUCCAACUGAACCUGAACGCAACGGACAAGACAUUUAAGUACACUCAGGAACCCUCAGCGGAAAAAUACUGGGAAAACCUAAUAAUUUAUUGACUAUUUAUAAAUAAGUGAACGUAAAAAUACAAUUUUAUAAUUAAUAUAUUUUUCAAAUUAAAUCCAAGUGGAAUAAAAUCACUUAUUGAAUACAUUUGAAAUAAAUACAAUUCAAAAUGCAAUCAAAGACAAGUAAUAUCCUUUAAAAAAUAUCUUUAAGAAAACAGUUAUCAUGAGUACAAUGCAAUACAACGGUGCCUUACGAGCGUAAUCCUUUCCCAGACUACGCUCUUAACUCAAAACACACCAACAAAAAAAUGUUAUCAACACAUUUUUAAUAGGAAAACUAGCACUCGACAGUAUUAUACUUCUUAAAAACAUACAGGAACAACAUUCAAUAGAAUGUGAAAAAAAAAAUAAUUCAAGACUUCAUGCUAAUGUGCACUGACAUUGCGCUGCUCCUUCUGGUGUUCACUCUUUCGCCACCAGAGGCAGCGUAGUCUAUUAACUCUUUUAGCGGCAUUCACGAUGAUAGACAUCCAAUCAGGUUCGUCUCUAGUAGACGUUCAAACAGACUGGACGUCUACCAUCGUCAAUGGCAUGUGAGUUAAUAACUACACAAGGACGGUCUCUUAAUGAAACUCAGCUGCGAUCUGAUGAAUUAAAACACAGCUGUGUUUAAUUCCUCUAAUUACUUACAUGAACAACAGUAUUUUUCACCUGUGAUAACGUUAAGUUUAACGAAUGUGUCAUGUGAGUAUACUAAAGGUGUUAGAAUGUGUUUGCACUUUUAUAAGAUGUCCAAAUCUGCCUGUCGAAUGUAAAAGCUGUAUAUCUGAAUGCAAGAUAUAAAUACUGUUGACUUCUUUUACA